Molecule: messenger RNA, 2533 nt
Organism: Capsicum annuum
Lineage: Eukaryota; Viridiplantae; Streptophyta; Magnoliopsida; Solanales; Solanaceae
Product: abscisic acid 8'-hydroxylase CYP707A2
Exons: 7
Coding region: 289-1698 (469 amino acids)
Biological process (GO): sterol metabolic process; abscisic acid metabolic process
Molecular function (GO): heme binding; oxidoreductase activity, acting on paired donors, with incorporation or reduction of molecular oxygen, NAD(P)H as one donor, and incorporation of one atom of oxygen; iron ion binding
Source: RefSeq, a predicted model, not a curated record
GAUUCCGUGUGUUGAUUCAAGCUGUAAGUUAAAGGACACCUCCGCUACCCCACCCCCACCCCCUACCUACGCAACCCCCUCAUCACGCCGCACCCCCAUGAUUUUUAUUUUUGAUUUUUUUAUUUUGCCUCAAAUUCACCUAUAUAUAAACCCUUUGCACUUAGUUUACUUCAUUCAUUAAACCAACAAAGUUGUUAAACUAGUACACCUUACUAGCAACAAACCAACAUUUGAAAGUACCUAUAUUUGGUACCUUUCGUUCUUGUUUAAACUCAACAAAAAAAAAAGAUGGAAUUUGUUUCUAUGUUUUGUUUGUUUACUUUCAUUUCUUUCACUCUUCUUCUCAUCCAUUCAAUCUUCAAAUUCUUGUCUUUUGCUGCCAAGAAAUUGCCACUUCCUCCUGGAACUUUGGGUUUGCCUUAUAUUGGUGAAACCUUCCAACUUUACUCUCAAAAUCCCAAUGUUUUCUUUGCCUCCAAAGUCAAGAAGUACGGUUCAAUAUUCAAGACACACAUAUUGGGAUGUCCUUGUGUAAUGAUAUCAAGUCCAGAGGCAGCCAAGCAAGUUUUAGUUACAAGGGCUAACUUGUUUAAGCCUACAUUUCCUGCUAGCAAAGAAAGAAUGUUAGGAAAACAAGCUAUUUUCUUUCACCAAGGUGAUUACCAUACCAAAUUGAGAAAAUUAGUCCUCCGCGCUUUCAAGCCAGAAUCUAUCAAAAAUAUCAUCCCGGAUAUUGAAUCCAUCGCGAAAGAAUCACUCGAAUCAUUCGAAGGAAGAUUGAUCAACACUUACCAAGAAAUGAAGACAUAUACAUUCAAUGUUGCAUUGAUAGCAAUAUUUGGUAAAGAUGAAUUCCUAUAUAGAGAGGAACUCAAGAGGUGUUACUACAUUCUCGAAAAAGGUUACAAUUCGAUGCCAAUCAAUCUCCCUGGUACACUCUUUCACAAAGCAAUGAAAGCUAGGAAGGAACUCGCGAAAAUUGUGGCCAAAAUCAUUUCAACUAGACGUGAAAUGAAGGUUGAUCAUAGCGAUUUGCUCGGGUCAUUCAUGGGAGAUAAAGAAGGACUCACUGACGAACAAAUUGCAGAUAAUGUCAUUGGUGUCAUAUUUGCAGCUAGAGAUACUACUGCUAGUGUACUUACAUGGAUCCUCAAAUACCUUGGAGAAAAUCCUAGCGUCUUACAUGCUGUCACAGAGGAACAAGAGGCAAUAAUGAGGACUAAAGAGGAAAUUGGUGAAGAAAAAGUUCUAAAUUGGGCAGACACAAAACAAAUGCCAAUGACAACAAAAGUAAUUCAAGAAACACUUAGAGUUGCUUCAAUUUUAUCCUUCACAUUUAGAGAAGCUGUUGAAGAUGUUGAAUUUGAAGGAUAUUUAAUACCUAAAGGAUGGAAAGUACUACCACUAUUUAGGAACAUUCAUCAUAGUCCAGACAACUUUCCUGAGCCAGAGAAAUUUGAUCCUUCAAGAUUUGAGGUGUCACCAAAGCCCAAUACUUUCAUGCCAUUUGGCAAUGGGGUCCACUCAUGUCCAGGGAAUGAAUUAGCCAAGCUGGAGAUUUUGAUCCUUGUACAUCAUCUGACCACAAAGUACAGGUGGUCUAUGGUGGGCCCACAGAACGGAAUUCAGUAUGGGCCAUUUGCUCUUCCCCAAAAUGGUUUGCCCAUUAGGCUCUCUCUUAAGACAUCAUCAGCAUAAGCCAAUCAAGAAAAUCACAAAUGGUUUUUCCUCAAGAAAUUAAAAAAAAAUAAAGAUAUCAUAUACAAAAAUAAGUUUGGGAUCUUAAUAUGAGCUUGACCAGUCCAAAAGGCACGACACACCAAGACAAACAUCACGCGAGCUUGCUCUGUCCAAAAGGAACAGUCGGGAUCAAGACAACCAUCACACGAGCUUGAUCAGUCCAAAAGGCACAACCAAGAUCAAGACCAGCAUCAUAUGAGAUUGAUCGGUCCAAAGGCACAGUCAAGACCAAUUCAUGCACAUACGAGCUUGAUUAGUCCGAAAGUCAUGACACACUCCAGACAAACAUUAUACGAGCUUGCUCUAUGAAAAAGGAGCAGUUGGGACCAAGACAGGCAUCACACAAGCUUGAUUAUUCUGAAAUGCACGACUAAGGGGAAGACAAGCAUCACACGAACUUGACCCAAUCCAAAAGGCAUGGUCAAGAACAAGAUAGGUAUCACAAGAGCUUGAUUAAUUCAAACGGCAUGACAUAUAUCACACAAACUUGAUCAAUUCAAAAGGCACUAAAAAGAUCAUGAUGGGACCUAAAUUGUAAAUACAUAGAGUCCCCAUAUAUUACUUUGAGAUAUUCAAAAAUCAGAAGAAAAAUCACAAAGGAUCUUAUUCAUUUUCCUUGAAGAAAAGGAGAAAAAUAGGAGAAGGUAAUUCAUUAGUACAACAUAUAGUAAGAUGAUUUAUUAUUUUUACUUUUUAAUAUUUUGGGUUAAUUUUUUUUUUCUUUUAUAAAAAAAAUUCUGACAUGUAAAAGAAGUCCGCAAGGCAAUUAAUGAAAGGUCUGAUUCAGACAGCA